Agrilus planipennis (emerald ash borer) is the source of this 1961-nucleotide messenger RNA. RefSeq names its product calcium-binding mitochondrial carrier protein SCaMC-2 (gene SCaMC). The transcript has 4 exons. Bases 707 to 1759 code for a protein of 350 amino acids. Lineage: Eukaryota; Metazoa; Arthropoda; Insecta; Coleoptera; Buprestidae. The record is from RefSeq and is a predicted model, not a curated record. Gene Ontology annotation, biological process: transmembrane transport. Gene Ontology annotation, molecular function: calcium ion binding; ATP transmembrane transporter activity.
CUGGCUUAAGCCAGUUCGAGUUUGAUGCGGCGUUGUCAGACAGCACUUCCACGAAAACGAAAUUUUACGUAGUGCGUGGAAUUGUACAUCAAACUUAAGACUGCAUGACACUUGCUCGAAGUAUUAUACGUUAGUAAGGUCGUUUUCUCAGUCAGUAAUAUGCCGUUGUAACCGGUGAUCCACAAGAAUCAUGUUGCGGCCCUUUGCUAUUCGUUCUCGUGUUGGUCGGGUACGAGGCGAGCUGACAAUGCCGCUAAUCUUAAGCACAUGUUUCCGGUGUGUCGUUAAUGAGACUAUAGACUAGAGGCUACGUAACAAUGCGAUUUGCCCCACUCUUCUCGUGACAAAGUCAUUGAAUUGAUAAAUGUGAUAGCAAGGCGACUGCUGCAAGCAACUUGGUUGCCAACUCAGAACCGUUUGUUCGUUAGAACGAUGAGUGAGUCAGGCCGACGAGUACAAUAAGUUCUCGAUUCUCGAUCCCCAUCAUCAUCGUCAUCGUAUCUAGCCUCUGAGUUGUGAAACUCAGUGAAUGUCAGUCAGUUAGUUGGCUUUUUGUUGCUUUUGCGCGCGUGCAAUCUCGACCGCGUGUUCGUUCGUGUGGGCAGAAUUUUUGGCCAUUUAAACACGAGGUCACUGACCAUCAGCGGGUUAAAUCAACUGUGAUAUUAUUAUUAAGUUAUAAACGUAAUACAAUUCGAUAAUCAAAAUGAUGCAAACAAGAAUCGGAACGGUCCAGGUCCAAAAAAUGACCGUCCUGGAGAGCGACUUUCCCGCAUCGUCCAUUCCUGAUAUCUUGGAGGACUUCCUGUUUCUAUUCAGACAUUUAAUAUCAAGGUAUCUGGACAUUGGGGAGGAUAUGAAUGUACCAGAUGAUUUUACCACGGCCGAAAUGCAAAGUGGAAUGUGGUGGAGACAUUUAAUGGCAGGGGGUAUCGCGGGGGCCGUAUCCAGAACGUGCACAGCACCUUUUGAUAGGCUCAAGGUUUUUCUCCAGGUUCAACCUCAAAGGCAAUCGAUUGGUGAAAGUUUGAGGUACCUUUUUCGAGAGGGUGGUGUGUCAAGUUUUUGGCGUGGCAAUGGUAUUAAUGUCGUGAAAAUUGCUCCUGAAUCCGCAAUCAAAUUCGCAGCGUACGAACAGAUAAAAAGGCUAAUAAAGGGCGAACAUCAAUCACCCCUCAGUAUCUACGAACGAUUUUGUGCUGGGGCGUUAGCCGGUGGCAUAAGUCAGUCUGCAAUUUACCCCCUCGAAGUGCUCAAGACGCGACUGGCACUGAGGAAAACCGGCCAGUACAAGGGUAUCGUGGAUGCAGCUAUCAAGAUUUACACCAACGAAGGGUUGAAAACGUUCUACCGCGGCUACAUUCCCAACAUGUUAGGCAUUGCACCCUAUGCAGGAAUCGACCUGGCAGUUUACGAAACGCUCAAAAGAAAGUACCUUAGUUCGCACCCUAGUGAAGAGCAGCCCAGUUUCUGGAUGUUGUUGGCAUGUGGGAGCGCAUCCUGUACUUUAGGUCAAAUUUGCUCGUAUCCCUUGGCAUUGGUUAGGACGAGGCUACAAGCUCAUGCUGUCGUCCAACCGAGUAUGGAUCCGUCUUCUAUGACGAUGUCGGGGGUGUUCAAAACAAUUUUACAGACUGAGGGGGUCGUCGGACUAUACAGAGGCAUUACUCCCAACUUCAUCAAAGUCCUACCCGCAGUUAGCAUUAGCUACGUCGUCUACGAGUACUCGAGCCGGUUACUGGGCGUCAAUAUGACGUGAUGAGCCGGGUGUUUAGACAUGAAUUUUUUUAUUUAUUUAUUUGAUUAAAUAAAAAGUUAUGUGGAAAAGGGAGACCACGAAAAUUGCAAGCAGCGGCUUCAUUACGGAUAGAUAUUUCUCAGUCUUUUAACCACACAAUUCAACAUUACUGACGACUUAACGACGAGUAAAAAUAAUGUAAUCGAUAUACGUUACACCUCAA